Messenger RNA from Lineus longissimus, 4081 nucleotides. RefSeq lists its product as uncharacterized. The transcript is spliced from 8 exons. The record is from RefSeq and is a predicted model, not a curated record. Lineage: Eukaryota; Metazoa; Nemertea; Pilidiophora; Heteronemertea; Lineidae. Gene Ontology annotation, cellular component: nucleus; PML body. The coding region runs from base 129 to 3347 and encodes 1072 amino acids. Gene Ontology annotation, molecular function: transcription coactivator activity; nuclear androgen receptor binding; transcription corepressor activity. Gene Ontology annotation, biological process: negative regulation of DNA-templated transcription; nucleosome assembly; regulation of apoptotic process.
CGCCAGACGGCGCAUUGUUUUUGGCGCAUUGUUUUUGUCGAUGUUGAUGAAAAUGUGUGAAUAAAAGGUCUAAAAUAAACUGAGCAGAGUUGCAUUGGUUGUGUUGGGUGAUACUGUCACUGGUAAUCAUGAUGGAUGAACAUGGAAAAGAACACCAGAAGUUCUUAGAUGAGUUCCUCGAUAUCUGUAAGAAUCAUCUCAAGAAUGACCAACAGAUUCUUACUCUCGUCAGGCAAACUUAUGAGAAAACCAACUCGGACUUCUUGGCAACUUGCGAGUUUAGGGAUAAAGUGCAAAGAACUGGUGCUAAGAUAGAGAGUCAACCUGGUAGGCUCUAUAUAUUCAUCAAAGAACUUAUUGAGGAAUUAAAACCAUAUAAAAUCAAGAAAGACAAGAAAAGGAAACAUGAACAAGAGAACAACUCGGAACAUAUUGCGAAAAAAUCCCGGACUUUGCUAUUGACUGCCACAGUUGAGUUAAAUGCGCAUGAGAAGUUUAGUAAUCGAUAUAGGGACCAUUCGGCUGAUGAGGAGAGUCCGGAGAGUGGCGAGGGUGGUAGUGUAGUGACGACAGUUGCAGACGUACAUCCGCUUAACUUAGCAAAGCCAAUCUCUAGAUUGUCCAAUGCUGUAGAAAGUUUAGUAUCUCCUGUGAUAAAUUCUAAAAGAGUUAAUCACUCAUCACCGAGUAAUUGCUCAAUUCAUGUCAAUGAUAACAUUGAAAACUUGGAUUCAAUACUGGAGCAGCCGGGUAGUCGUUUGCGGAUGCGAAGGAUUAAUCUUCAGCCAGUUAUGGACAAUGGUGAAGAUUCAGAAUCAACACAGCCACCGAAAACAAGUUUAGCGUCACCAGACGCAGCAGAAAAAGACAAAGCUUGGAAUCCGGUUGAAAAUGGUUGUGAAAGUGGUGCCUCGUCCAUUUCUGUGACAAAAAAGUGUAAAAAGACUAACAAAACUGACGAUGCAUUUCUAGAAAAUGGUUGUUCUUCAACUAAUCAAGACGUGUCUGUAUCAGAGUCCGAUUCUCCAGUGAAGAAAAUUCGUGGACGUGCUUCAGAACGCCAAAUUCAGAGACUGGAAAAGUUGUUAUACAAUAUGGACAAGGAGAUUAAACGAUUGGGAGAGAAGGAGAUCGGAAUAGACGAUUUGGAUGAUGAUGACUCGGCAUAUCUCCGUUGUGAACGAUUAAAGGCACGGUUCAAUAAAGUGUUCAAUAAACUUUGCGAGUUAAAGGACAGGGAAAAGAUGACAGGUAGAGUCAUUGAAAAGAGGUUUGGGUUCGAAGGAACGCGGUAUCCAGAAAUCAACAAAGGGAUUCGAAAGUUUGUGAACAAGAAGAAAGUUUUCCCUGAUUAUCAAGAUGUGCAUGCCAUUAUCAUUCGUGCCAACAGGAGGCAGAAAUUACAAUUGAAAAAGUCGGCAAUAGACUCCCUGUGUCGUGAAGCAUUCACGGAUGUUGGGAAUCAACUUCAGCAAAGGCGGCAUAAAGAUUUCAUAUCAGAUUUUGGCUGUCAUUUAACCGAUAAUGAUAGGACUAUUGCCGAUCCUGCCAUAUUCGACAAGAGCCUACGGAGAAAGUUAGAGGAAAACGGCAAGAGGGGAAAGUCGAAAAUGGAGGAGGUCCUGGAGAAAUAUGCCAGAAAGCAGUCUGACCCCCAGAGUGGGAAACUGGAUGAUGACACAGAUGAUGACGACAGUGAUGAAGUGGAAGAAAUCUUCGCAGAAGAAGAAAGAUUGGAGGAGAAGGAGCAAGAAAAGGAACUUGAUGAGGUCUUGAAUGAGUCCCCUAUUGAGAAAGCAUCAGACUCUGAAGACGAACUCCCUGUUUUUGGACCGAAGAAACCCGAACCAGUCAUGAUGAUAAUUUCAGAUGAUGAAUCUGAGCCAGAGGGAUCACCCGAUAUUCAAAGCAUUUACACUUCAGCUAGUGAAAUGGAGAGUGAUUCAAUGGAAUUAGGUGGAAGUGAUCAGGGUUACAGUGCAGUUAGUAAUCCUCGGAUAUCUGUGGCCAGGGUGGAUCAUCAAGGAAGUGGGAAGUCAGUUGAUUUGUUGGAUCAUGAGAAUGAUGAGAAUUCAGUCGAAAGUAGUGAUUUAUGGGUGGUUGGCGUUGUCCAAAGUUCAGUGGAAACAUGGAAAUUUGGGAAUUCCGUGAAUGCCAUUGAAACUGAGAAUUUAGAUAAUGUCAUGGAAACUGAGAAUAGAGAGGACACAAUGGUAAAAUCCACGGUUGGAGAUUCCAAGGGGAUUUCCGGUUUACAGGUUGUGGGUGUGGUAGGAAACGUUCAGGGGAUGUGGGGUUCACAGGACUUGGAAGAACUCAGCGAUUCACCGAAAAGUGUCGAUGGGAAUGAUGCCCAGAAAAGUGUUGAUAGGAAUGGUUCACAAAUUAAAACAAGUGGAGAGUUGGAUGUACAAGAUAUUGGGCCAAAUAUGCUUCAAGUUGACAGAGCAAAAACACCUCGAGAAAGAAUGGGUAUGGGUAAAGUUGAGAAAAGAGAUUGUUCUGUGAAAAUGAAGGAUGUACUCAGUUCAUCAAAGAGGGUGAAAACCAAUGUGAAUGACACUGUAGGGGAUUCUAAAGCUUCACUAAGUACCAACAAUUUGGGGGAAUCCCAGGUGGAGGAGACGAGGCGGACAUCACUGGAAAUAAGAUCUCCCGGGCAGAAGAAAAUAACAAAUUUAAUAAAGUCAUUGAAGCAUGGGGCAUCUGGUAUCACAGAUUCUCCUGUUGCUAAGAUAUCUGAACCUUUUCACAAACGAGAUAUUGGUACGUGCUGUUUGAAAGGUCAGGAAGAGUCGCCAGCUCUGCUGAAAGUUGCAGAUGGUGUUGCUACUCUAAAUGGAGGUGUUGAAAAUGACCCAGGUAUAAAUAAGGCAGAAGUGGAGGUGUGUACGAUUAGUGAUGAUGAAAGUGAGCUUGACCUGGGUUGGGAUUUCAACCAUGGGUCAGACGCUGAUGAGUCUCUCGUUGAGUUAUCUGAUGGGGAUUCUGAAAGUGACAAAGACAUGAAUCUUGUAGAGGAUGCAAAAACUGUUGCAUCCCUCGAUAUGAACAAACUUAUCAAAUCCAGCCCAACUAGUGCUAAUGAAAACAUUCCAAGCAUAGACCAGUUUGAUAUAAUCUCAACACCUGUGAAAACAAAACCUUUGAGUUUUGAUUCUGCAAAACUAAAACUUAAAUGUUCGCCAGGUUUUGUGACGAGGACAAGAAAUCUUAUUGAACGAACCAACUAUUGUUAUGUGUCAUUGACUGACUCGGAGGAUGAGGUGGACAGCAUAAAGUCAGGAGAAGGCGGUGAGAAAUCGUCUGAAAAUCCUCCUGCUUCAGAAUACAUUUACAUUGAGUGAAGCUUGGACUCCACUGCUUUGAUUCUGCCAGUUGUAUAGAGUGGUUUCACGUUAUGUAUAAAGAUAUUGGUUUGGUGUAAUAUCAACUCAAGAGCUCAUGAAUUAAAAUAGGUCAUGUUUAGACAGCUGUUGAGACGGUGUUUCAUGAACGAAUGGCUUUUAUUUAUAGUGUACAUGUAGUAAAAUUCCACAAAUCUGAACUGGAUGAUUUUUAAUUUGAACAAAAGUGGUGCUGAACAAGUGUUAGUUUUGAAGUCAAAUGGUAAGUACAUGUCAACGUGAUUGAGAACACAAUGUAGUAUGUCAAAUCAUGUUACAAUAAUGUAUUUUGAUCGGACAUCAUCAAACAAUCGAUGAAUGUUGUCACCAUUAAAGCAUGGAUCUUCAAUACUGUUAUUUUAAACUCCACCAAAAUUCUCUACCAUAUGAAUUUUGCCCGUUUGGGUUCUUAUUUUGUCAAAUGUAGUCUGUGGUGCUGUGGUUGUCGGUGUGUAUUGCAUCAUUGGAUUUUGUCUGUCAGUCUGUCUUCGAAGUUGGUUGUUCUGUGGGCAAGAAGGCAUCGGCUUCUUUGAACAGAUAAAAUGCUGGGAUAUAUUUUGCGAGGAAACCUCCAGGAUAUCUGUGCAUACAUGUACAUUGUAUGUACUUGCAACGAUUGUCAGACUUCCCAUUGCAAUAAUAACUUCAUGUAAUAUUCUGGAUAUAAAUAUAUUCUUCCAUUUGAUUGAUAUUGA